AAGGAAAAAUUAGACAGAAAAAGCAUUGAUUACUUUAAUAAAUUCCCAACAAAUAUGAACACUGUUUCGUCAAGAGACCAAGAAGCGAGGAAGCCCCGCACUGCACUUCACAACAGCGAAGAAAAAGAAAAAGAAAAAGAAGAGUUAAAGCGUGCCAAUCGGUCCUCCAGUUUUCGUCGCCUUUCCUUCGUUUUCCUUUGGCUCCUUUCCCACGCCAUCUUUUCUUUUCCCUGAAACUCAUCUUCUCCCAACUCUCUUUCUCUCUCUGAUUCUAAUCGUUGGGCUAUAAGAUCACCAAUUUUGUACUUCAUGUUUGCUAACCAGGAAGAUGAAAAGACUCCAGGAUUAGAACCCAAGUUCUGAUUUUCCGUUUCCAUGGCUGUGCUUGGCAACCCAAAAACUUGGAUUCCCUACGUCAACAUCAGAGAUUGCUCCCAAGGUUUUUGCAGUGCCUACUGUCCACAGUGGUGUUACAUAGUGCUUCCUCCACCUCCUCCUCCUGCACUCGAUUUCCCUCAAGAUGACAAUUCGUCCCCAAAUUUCUCUCCGCUCGUCAUAGCCAUAAUUGGGAUCUUGGCCAGUGCUUUCCUUCUGAUAAGUUAUUACACUUUCAUUUCCAAGUACUGUGGAAACAGAGGAUCUUCAGACACAGAAAAUCUUCAUCCAAGUGAUGAGAUUGAAGAUAAUCACAACCCUUCGUUGCACGAGCCGUGGCAUGUCCAGACCAAUGGGUUAGAUGAGGCUCUGAUAAAGUCCAUCACAGUGUGUAAGUACAAGAGAGGAGAUGGGUUGGUUGGAGUCACAGAUUGCUCUGUUUGUCUCAGUGAGUUUCGAGAAGAUGAACAAGUCAAACUGUUGCCUAAAUGCAGCCACGCUUUUCACCUUCCGUGUAUUGACGAGUGGCUCAAAUCUCACCCUAAUUGCCCUCUCUGUCGUGCUCUUAUAUUCACCUUCAACGCCCCGGCCCCUCAAGUGAUUCCACCUGUGACACAAGAAUCUUCCUCGGGAAACGAAUCUUCGAGGGAAAUUCAGAGUGCCAGUGAUGAAAUCAGAGGGUUUGGAAGAAGAAACGUUGAAACAGUUGGGGAUGUCGAAGAAGGAGGUCCGAAGCCUGCGUUGCGUGCUUUUAGCGAUCUGGGUUUUCUAGGAGGGAGGCAUAGAAUGAUUGAGAUGAUUAGAGAUGAAGGGGAUGGAGACGAUGAAGCCAUAAGAAGGUCGGUGUCGAUGGAUCAUCAAGCGCUUCAAAUUGGAGGAUCAAACGAAGCAGGACCUUCAAAGAGAUCACAAGGAGAGAGUAGCAAGUCUAGCAGCAGCAGAAGGGUUCUGCAUUGUGUUUUGAGUCCAAUCACAAUGAAGAGAUCGUUUUCCAGUGGAAGAUUCUCGUUUCGCAGAAAUGGCAGAGCAAGGCAGGGGAUUAUCCCUGUCUGAGAAAUCCCCUGAUCUUUUUUCAGGGAAGGAGGAAAAAAAAAAAAAAACCUCUCUGCUUGUAUGAUGUUAAGAUGACAAUGUGUAAGUAAAGAGUAAUUACCAUAGUAAUUAGUGAGUGUGAGAUCAGAAGUAUGUGGAAAAACCAGUGUUUGUGUGCGCAAUUGUUUUGUCGAAUGGACAUAUUUUUCCCGUAAUGAAAAGGGUAUACGUUUUGGUGAA
Prosopis cineraria is the source of this 1647-nucleotide messenger RNA. Its product is annotated as RING-H2 finger protein ATL52-like. The coding region runs from base 376 to 1428 and encodes 350 amino acids. The transcript has a single exon. Gene Ontology annotation, molecular function: transferase activity. Gene Ontology annotation, biological process: protein ubiquitination. Lineage: Eukaryota; Viridiplantae; Streptophyta; Magnoliopsida; Fabales; Fabaceae. The record is from RefSeq and is a predicted model, not a curated record.